Molecule: messenger RNA, 2936 nt
Organism: Linum tenue
Lineage: Eukaryota; Viridiplantae; Streptophyta; Magnoliopsida; Malpighiales; Linaceae
Source: the annotation of a GenBank genome assembly
CUUGGCCAACCCAACCCGACCCAACUGGUUACUGGUAGCAGGUAUAGUGAGUGGACUUCUUCCUUUCCCGUAUUGCCAUUUCCUUCUUCCAUUGCUUUAGUUGCUGUUACUUUCUUGCUUUCUAAAUUCUAGAUAAAUUGCUGCAGAAUUAUUAGAGAGAGAUAGAGAGAAGAGUGAGAGGGAGGGAGCGAGCGAGCUAUGCAAUAGAGGGAAAAUUUGACAAGAGGCUCAGAUGGGUUGCCUCAGAUCCAGGCAACUAUGGCGUUAAUAAUAUCAAGAAAGGGUAACCAUACCAUCCUUUUUGUUAAUAAAUGUCGUCUUGUGAUUCCUGGGACUUGUGCUUUCUUUCUCCUUUCUCAUGGCCCUUUUUAUCUCAUCAUUUAUUUCGGUUCAAAGUUGUGGAUGAUGGGUCGUUUCUGUUUUCUCGAUUGAUUUCUUGAUUCUGGGGGAAUUUGUUUUUUUUUUUUUUUUUUUGUUGUAAAUUCUUUCUUCCCUCGUGGAUUUCAAGUUUCUAUUUUCUCUGGUCCUUUAUUGUUGAUGGAAGUUGACAGAGAAGACUCCAGAGAAGAAGAAGCUGAUGAGUCUUCUACUACUGAGUCUAUAAGGUGGAAAGUUCGCCGUCCAUUUUAGUUGACCAGAUCUGCCUUGCCUUGUCCUCCCUUGCAAUUUCUGCUUCUGCUACGGCAUGGGGAAUGGGCAGCUGAAACCCACCGCCAUUCACAUUCUGGAAUCAUUUUCGGUAGCUAUUUUGGUUGAAUAAAAAGUAAUGAUGAUUUCAAUGGGACUGAAAGGUAACUUUCUGUACUUGCUGCUGGAUAGGGAUUUUGAUGGAGGGGAUGUAUACGACGGUGCUACUGCCACUUAGAGUAGGUAAUUUAGCUUGUGAAAACACGACUUUAGAUACCCACUUGGAUAUCAAAAGGCAGAAGAAGUGUAUGGCAGAAGCAGCUAGACAACAAUCUGAUGGUCCUGAAACUGAAGUUUCUACUUUUGUCAGGGACAACAAUUGUAAUUGUGGUGACUUGGCUAAUGAAGUUGUUGACGGAAUAGUGCUGGUUUCAAAUCAAGUGGAGGAAGGAGGUGGGGAGGGCUUGUUGGACAUGAUAUCUGAAGAGGAGGAUAAGAGCAAUUGGGUCUCCGGGAUUGAAGAUGGUGAGGAAGAUGAUUCUUUGUCAUUAGAAGGUGAUCAGAAUCUUGAGCUUGUUAGUUCAUGUUCCCUUUCGGUAGCUAGUGAGACUAGCAGCUUAUUUGGGGAAGAAUUCUUGAUUUUUGAGGCCAACUCCGAGUUUGGAACAAGUAGUAGUUCACUAGAGGUUGUUGACCAGAGCAUCUGUGGUGUUGAUAUUAGCUACACAGCCACAGAUCUGGAUGAGUCAAGUAUUGUCUCUCAAAAUUCUCUAGCUGAUGCAGCGAGCCACGCAGAAGAAGUUAAUACUACAUCCUGUUCAGACACAAAGACUAUUCCUCCUGUUGUUGUUCAGUUGGCGCUGGAGAAAGAGGCUCGUGGAGCAGCCAUUGCUCGUAGUGUCUUUGAGUUGGACUAUGUGCCCCUCUGGGGUUUUACAUCUGUUUGUGGAAGAAGACCAGAGAUGGAGGACGCAGUUGCAACCGUGCCUCAGUUUCUGAAAAUACCUAUGCAAAUGCUAGUUGGUAACCAAUUGCUGGAUGGCCUAAGCAAGUGUAUAACCCAUCAGACUGCUCAUUUUUUUGGAGUCUAUGAUGGUCAUGGAGGGUCACAGGUUGCAAACUACUGUCGUGACCGUGUCCAUACUGCAUUGGCUGAGGAGAUUGGGUUUGUUGGGAAUGGUUAUUGUGUGACUGAUGGUUGCCAAGAGCAAUGGAGAAAAGCUUUCACAAAUUGUUUUUUAAAGGUUGAUGCUGAAAUUGGUGGAACAGAAGCCAGUACUGAUGAACCAGUUGCACCAGAAACUGUGGGUUCCACUGCUGUUGUCGCUGUUAUUUGCUCCUCCCACAUCAUAGUAGCUAAUUGUGGAGAUUCAAGAGCUGUCCUAUGUCGUGGCAAAGAACCUAUUGCAUUAUCAGUGGAUCAUAAACCAAAUAGAGAAGAUGAAUAUGCAAGGAUAGAAGCAGCUGGAGGCAAGGUAAUACAAUGGAAUGGGCAUCGCGUCUUUGGUGUUCUUGCAAUGUCAAGGUCCAUUGGUGAUAGAUAUCUGAAACCAUGGAUUAUUCCAGAACCAGAAGUAAUGUUCAUUCCACGAGCCAAAGAGGAUGAAUGCCUGGUUCUGGCAAGUGACGGUUUAUGGGACGUAAUGUCAAACGAGGAAGCAUGUGAUCUUGCUCGGAGAAGAAUACUCGUCUGGCACAAGAAGAAUGGGAAUGAGGCUGGUGCUCCUCCUCCCUCUCAUUUAUUAGAAGGGCAUGAGGGGGUUGAUCCUGCGUCUCAGGCAGCAGCAGAGUAUCUGUCGAACCGUGCUAUUCAGAAAGGUAGCAAGGACAAUAUCACAGUUAUUGUGGUGGAUCUGAAAGCUCAAAGGAAGAAGUUCAAGGCGAAAACAUGAUAGGCACAAGAAUCUCACUCGGUCAAACACAGCUCCUUAGAUUGAAGGAGCUUUACUUCUUCCUAUAACAUGGUUCGUGGUGGGCCUUAUUUGUUUCGCCCAUCUGUUUGGUUUUUUGCGUGACACAUGGGCGUUUGCAGGCAGAAGCAAGAAGCAAACUCUGUUGAGGCUUCAGAGCGAGCUUUUGACCUUCUGCUUUGUGUAAAUGGUCAUUACCUUACAUUAGAUAUGGGAGAAGGAAUGAAGUGAGCUGUGUGUUAUAGUUCCUUCUGAUAUUAAUUAGUUUGUAUUCAUUAUUGUAUUGUAUACCUCCGGGUUGAACUUGCCCAGCGAGGGUGUUAUUACCACUUCUCUCGUUAUAGUUGGAAAACCAUCACCUCUUGUCAGUUGUCACCUGCACAAUCAGCUAAUCUUUGA